Molecule: messenger RNA, 1416 nt
Organism: Colletotrichum spaethianum
Lineage: Eukaryota; Fungi; Ascomycota; Sordariomycetes; Glomerellales; Glomerellaceae
Product: protein gar2
Exons: 3
Coding region: 1-1416 (471 amino acids)
Molecular function (GO): RNA binding
Source: RefSeq, a predicted model, not a curated record
AUGGGCAAGACCAAGUCUACCACCAAGGGCAGCAAGGCCGCUGACCCUCUCACCAAGGUGAAGAACGCCGGCGUCGCCAAGGCCGCUGAGAGCCCCAAGGCCAAGUCCAAGGCGAUCGCCAAGGAGGUCGCUUCCAAGGAGAAGGCUUCCAAGAAGUCCAAGAAGGUUGUCGAGCCCGAGUCCGACUCGGAUUCUUCCGACAGCAGCGAGGAGGAGGAGGACUCCGACUCUUCCGAGGCCGAGGCUUCCAGCGACUCUUCCGACUCUGAGGAGGAGAAGCCCGUCAAGAAGGCUGCCCCCAAGGCUGCCAAGAAGGCUGAGUCUUCUGACUCUGACGACUCUUCCGACUCUGAGGAGGAGGCCCCUAAGGCCAAGACCAACGGCGCUGCUAAGAAGGCUGAGACCUCCGACAGCGACGACUCCGAGGAGGACUCUGAUGACUCCGACUCUUCUGAGGACGAGAAGACCGAGAAGAAGGCUGAAGCCACUUCCGACUCCGACUCCUCUGACUCUGAUGAGGAGGAAGACUCCUCCGACUCUAAGGAAGCAUCUGAGACCGAGGCCAAGGCCGAGGAGCCUUCCAAGAAGCGCAAGGCCCUUGACGACCCUGUCAUUCCCGGCAAAAAGGCUCGCACCGAUAUCUCUGACAAGAGCUCUACCCUCUUCGUUGGCUCCCUUGCCUGGGCUGUCGAUGACAACUCCCUGUACGAGGCUUUCCAGGAGUUCGCCGACCUCACCGGUGCCCGCGUUGUCACCGACAAGGCCACCGGCCGCAGCCGUGGCUUCGGCUACGUCGACUUCGCCACCCCCGAGGCUGCUGCCGCCGCCCUCGAGGGCUCCCAAGGCCGUGAGCUUGCUGGCCGUGCUAUGAACAUCGACUUCUCUGGCCAGAAGCCCGCUGGUGACGGCAACCCCCAGGCUCGCGCCUUCGACCGCGCCCAGAAGCACGGCGACACCGUCUCUCCUGAGAGUGACACUCUCUUCGUCGGCAACCUUCCUUUCGACGUCGACCAGGACACCGUCAGCGCUUUCUUCAGCGAAGCCGCUGAGGUCACUAGCGUUCGCCUGCCCACUGACCCUGAGACGGGUAACCUUAAGGGCUUUGGCUACGUUUCCUUCAACUCUAUUGACGAUGCCAAGACUGCUUUCGCUCAGCUCAACGGCCAGUACGUUGGCGAGGGUCGCAGCGGCCGUGCUGUCCGCCUGGACUUUGCCGGCCAGAAGCCCCAGCGUGAGGGUGGUGGCUUCGGUGGCGGCCGCGGUGGUGGCCGUGGCGGUGGCCGUGGUGGUUUCGGUGGUCGUGGACGUGGCGGUGGUGACCGCGGUGGUCGCGGCGGCCGUGGCGGCCGCGGUGGAUUCUCUUCCACCAACCGUGGUGGCUUCGGCGACUUCAAGGGCCAGAAGGUCACCUUCUAA